Messenger RNA from Branchiostoma belcheri (Belcher's lancelet), 875 nucleotides. RefSeq lists its product as uncharacterized. Bases 141 to 608 code for a protein of 155 amino acids. NCBI's taxonomy places the organism in Eukaryota, Metazoa, Chordata, Leptocardii, Amphioxiformes, Branchiostomatidae. The record is from RefSeq and is a predicted model, not a curated record. The transcript has 6 exons.
CCUUUGAUCUCCUACGCAAGUCUUGUCACCGCGAAAGGCAUAAAUACUUGGCGGAGCGACGUGAGGACAGAGAGAAGUUGCGACGCCGUAGCAAGUGUACCUCCCAACUAAUAGGUUCUUCUACGACCCAGACCAGGCAUAUGAAGAUGACGAUGGUGUUGAGUGUGUUGGCGUCCUCUGCGGUAGUGUUGAUGUUACUGUGCUGUGUGACGGCGGCUCCAGCAGGCCAGUCCGCCAGCCAGCAGUACAGAUCCAAGAGGCUGGCAGAGGCGGACCUGUUCACCAUGCUGAAGAGCCUCCCUUCUGUCCAGUUCUCACCAUCGAAGGGAAAACGGCAGCCAGUGGUUGAUAUCUGGAAGAUGGUGAAGAGUGCGGCAGACCAGUCCUUGAAUAAAAAGCGCAGCGCGGACGGUUCUGGCGCCGUUGUUCAGCAGGAUGAUAACCGGGUGGUGGACUCUGCCAGGCCCGUGUCGGACAGCAGGACUGCCCAGCGGCUGGACCCGCUGGACUACAACUUCAUCUGGACGUCUGAAAACAAGGUCACAGACGUCCUGCAGAUCGGGGACCUGGUGGAGCUGAUGCUGAAUCAACACGUAGUAUUACCAUAGAAGAUCCGUAACCAAGAUGACGGUGGGCAUUACCAAGAGCAGCUGAUCUCGAGAUUGCCUGUAAAGUUUUUAUAAUCGUUGUUAUCAUAAAGGAAAGAAAAGGCGAAGUUGUAGCCGGCUAACACAUGGCCUGAUAGUCCCCACGAUGGACGACAAUACGUACAGAAGAUGCCAUGUAUAUAUCAAACUAUCUAUGUUCGACAUUGCCUCUAUGAACGUGCAGCAUUGUAAGUUAACAAAGAGAAAUAAAGUAUAUAUAUUGGCUUG